GAGACAACGCUGCUGAGGGAAGAUGGGUUCAGCUCAUUCUGGUCCAGAUUUGAGAAUCGUGACUAUUGGAAAAACUGGUGUGGGCAAGAGUGCUGUUGGAAACACCAUUCUGGGUAGAAAACAUUUCAAUUCCCGCCCCAGUUCAAACUCAGUGACUGAGACCUGUGAGAGAGGUGAGACAAGCUAUGGUGACAGAAAGGUUACUGUAAUAGACACACCAGGGAUCCUGGACACCAAGAAAACCCCAAAAUUCAUCCAAACAGAAAUUGUGAAAUGUGUCGAAGUCUCGUCUCCCGGUCCUCAUGUAUUCCUGCUGGUCAUUCAAGUCGGUCGAUUCACCACAGAGGAGAAAAACUCUGUGGAAGCCCUGCAAAAGCUGUUUGGUCCAAAAGCCAACCAGUACAUGAUCGUGCUGUUCACCCGUGGUGAUGAUCUUGGAAACCAGAGCAUACAACAGUAUGUAAAUACUGGCAGUGAAGAUCUUCAACGUGUCAUCCGAAGCUGUGGCAGCAGAUUCCAUGUCUUCAACAACAACAGUACAAACAAAAAUCAAGUGAUGGAGCUGUUUAAGAAGAUCGACGACAUGUACGCUGCAAAUGGGUCAUCAUACUACACAGACGCCAUGUAUAAAGAAGUGGAGGAAAAACGACGCACAUCAAACUCAAGUGUUGUUAUAUAUAGCUUCCUAGAAAUACUAUUUGAACGGGUCGUACAAUUCUUAGUCAUUCUUGGAAGAGACCCAUUACCAUGACCAGUAGCCUAAACACAUCGUCAGUAUCCAGUUAGAACUGGACAGCUUCUGCACCAUGUGAGAAAAGAUAUAAGCAUGGGCACAGAAACUAACAGUACUGACAGAGCUGUAUUGUUUGAUAUUGACCCCAGAGUCAAAAAAAAGAGUUUUAAAGAAUAACAGUAGAGAUCAUACAGGCUGUGGGGUGUUACUAAUACUCUGUUCUUUUAUAAUUUCCUAAUAUGCAUAAUAAUGGUGGAUUGGUAUGUUCAUACUUCAUUGUAAACUGUUUUUUCGCUUCCUGAAAAAUGAUUUGAUUGGUGAUUGAUUAAACAUGUAUGCCACAAGAAAAAUGUUAUAGAA
This is a messenger RNA of Plectropomus leopardus (leopard coralgrouper), 1093 nucleotides long. Its product is annotated as GTPase IMAP family member 9. The record is from RefSeq and is a predicted model, not a curated record. NCBI's taxonomy places the organism in Eukaryota, Metazoa, Chordata, Actinopteri, Perciformes, Serranidae. Gene Ontology annotation, molecular function: GTP binding.